This is a messenger RNA of Coccinella septempunctata (seven-spotted ladybird), 3431 nucleotides long. RefSeq names its product partitioning defective 6 homolog gamma (gene par-6). The record is from RefSeq and is a predicted model, not a curated record. NCBI's taxonomy places the organism in Eukaryota, Metazoa, Arthropoda, Insecta, Coleoptera, Coccinellidae. Gene Ontology annotation, biological process: centrosome cycle. Gene Ontology annotation, molecular function: protein binding. The transcript has 4 exons. The coding region runs from base 309 to 1247 and encodes 312 amino acids.
AUAAUAUUAGCUAAAAUACACUAUCAUCAACAUCAUCCAAAAUACUGGCUUACAAUCCCAAGGGAAUUUGAUGAAGCAGUUAUUUUAUGGAAUGUAAAUAAAUUGUUGAGGUUCACUGAUUUACUGAAAUCAUCAGUCAAGUUUAGGGUGACUACAUGAUCCGAAGAAUGAAGUACAAAACGUAAAUAAUUUGAAAUUUUAUUGUGUUGUGUUUUAAGUUUUUUUUUAUUUGUGAAACUUGUUCAGUUUCUUCCUUUAUCAUUGUAUACUAUUGGAUUAUCAGUGUAGUACCUUUUCAAUGCUCGAAAAUGUCAAAAAAUAAGAUUGUUAUGAAAACCUCUUCAGACAAUUCAAUCGUAGAAGUUAAGAGCAAGUUUGAUGCAGAAUUCAGACGAUUUUCACUGGAAAGAAAUCCACAAGCUAAGUUUGAAGAGUUCAAGAAUUUACUGGAGGACCUACAUAAUUUGAAAGAUAUAACUUUUCUUGUAUCAUAUAUAGAUCCCAGUGAUCAAGACUUGCUCCCAAUAAAUAAUGAUGAUAAUCUACGAAGGGCACUUUUGAAUGCAAAACCACUACUGAGAGUUAUAAUUCAAAGAAAAGGGGAUAGUCUAGAAGAACUUAAUGGCUACGGUACAAUCAAACCACAACGCAAUUUGAUAUCAAGUAUAUUAGGAGGAACCCCUGGUCGAACUAAAUCUUUAGCAAUAUCUAAUCCUCAUGACUUUCGACAAGUGUCUGCUAUCAUAGAUGUGGACAUAGUACCAGAAACAUGUCGAAGAGUAAGAUUACUGAAACAUGGCUCAGAUAAACCAUUAGGAUUUUACAUAAGAGAUGGAACUAGUGUCCGUGUCACCCAAAAUGGGCUGGAAAAAAUCCCUGGUAUUUUCAUUUCUCGAUUAGUUCCUGGAGGUUUAGCUGAAUCUACAGGUCUUCUAGCUGUAAAUGAUGAGGUUCUUGAAGUUAAUGGCAUAGAAGUGGCAGGAAAAACUCUUGAUCAAGUAACAGACAUGAUGGUAGCUAAUAGUUCAAAUUUGAUUAUAACGGUUAAACCGGCUAAUCAAAGGAUGGUAGCUCCUGUUAGACGAGGCAGCUUCAGUAGGAAUUCCCAACUUUCACAACAGUCCAGUGGCUCCCAUCAUUCCCACACAACAGCUGGAUCAGAUCAAGAUGAUCAAGAUGAAAUAGUUGAUUUGACCAAAGGACACCUAGAGAGCAGUAUGAGGGACGAAGGGGUGCUGCAUUUGUGAGAAGUAGUAAGUCAACAUGUGAUAAGAUUUGUAAGCUCUUUAAUGACCAAUAAGAAUACAAGUAUGUUGGAAUGUAUUGAUUUUUUGUGUCUUCCGAAAUUAUUUCAAUGUUUUAAGUUUAGCUAACAUUUUAAAUUCAAUUCUUCUCUAUUCAAUUCUUUUACAGUGAUGUAUAUGGUUUACUCAUUUAAGUUGCUCUAUUUUGGUAUUCGAAUUGUCGGAAAGGUAGAGUAAAGCUAUUUAUACAAUUAUGUUACAAGAAACUGAGAAUAACCCUACAUAUCAAGAUACGUUUGCUUGAAGAAUAUUUCCAUGUUAACUGUAUUAUUUAUUUUUUGCUGCAUCUACAGAACAUUGGAAAUGAAGUGGAAUCAGUAGACAAAAAUGAUUCCUAAUAAAAUUUUAUGUAUUUUUAUAGGAAUAAUAUUCGGUUAAGUACUAUCGAAUUGAAUUAGCCAGUGAUUUUUUAAUUUAUAACUCAUAUGUACUGACUUUACUGCCUACUCCACAAUCAAAAUCAUCAAACGGAUAUUUCAAUGAUUCAUUCAAUAAUUUUAGGUAAUUAUUAAAUUUUGCGGUUUUUAUUGCCCUUCAAGUCGUAUUCAAAUAAAUUUUUUAUGAAUUAUUGAAUUCAAAAUGUUCUUUGUAUCAUUUUUUUUGGCCAUCCUAUCAGAACGAAAAUUGCCUAAAUUAAUUGUUGUUUCAUUGGAGAUUAGCAUACAACUUACUUUUCAAAAAGAGCAAUUAUCAAAAGUGUUUUUUGCAAAUAUUGAAUAAUUUUUGGUGAUCUUUGAUAGUAGUUUAUGAAGACAAGAAUAAAUCUUGCUCAAAGGUAAAUGAACUUUACCUAAAUAUUGUUAUGAAUUAUCUCCUGAAAGUGGGAACUAAGUACUUAAAAUGUAACAAUGAGACUACCCAACAUUCCGAAUUGAUGAAUUCCAAUUUUAUUCUCAAGUAUUGAUUUCGUCAUUUUUAAACUGAUUAACAUAUUGGAAAUAUUUUAUUAUAAGUUAAUUUUAUUGUUAUAUUAUUGUCAGUUUUUAGUAUUUUUUAAGUAUUAUUUUUGUCAUGUAUGUGGUAUUUAAUAUACAAGUAUUGCAUUUGUAAAUAUUUUCCAUUUACUCGACGUCCUAAAACAAAUAUAUUUUGAAUAAGAUAUGAUGAGAUGGUGUAAAUACAGGGAUGAUGCUGAAAAAUAGUUUUACAAGGAUAUCGAACGUCUACUGAAAAUAAUAAAAUUGAAAAAAAUCAGUAUAUUAACUUUGCAUUUAUGAAAUUCUUUGCUAUAAAAGGUAUUGCUAAUCGGAAUUUUCCAGCAUUAUGAAGGUAGUCUAGGUAAAUGAAAAAAUUGGAGACUAAAAUUACAUCUGCGAUAUUUCUGGAAUAGUAAGUUUUAAGUAUUUAUACAGAGACAGUAUUAGAUAUUCUGGAAUGAAAUUAUUCGUACAUAACUUUUGUAUUGUAUUAUAUUCUGAUGUAAUGCAGAGACUCUUAUUUUACGUACUAUAACAUAAGAAUGCUUGAAAUUGGUACUUAGGUGUAUUGACCCUUGAACUCCUGUUAAAUAGGCAUCUUUAAUAUUUCAAUCAUUUUAGAGGCUUCUUGAACUCAAAUUCAAUAUUUCUGAAGAGUUCAAUGUUUUGCCUCUUCUAAAUCAAAUCCGUCCAGUAAUUGCCUGAAGCUAAAACAACUGCGAAUAAUUCCAUAUAUUUUUAAAUGAAAUGAAUUAAUAUACAGAAUAUUGAUGAAGUAUGUUAUAAAUAAUAUUGAUAUCAGUAGAUUAUUCAGCGUAAGAUAGGAUAAUCAUAUUUUGUAUGUUCAGAAUUUGUUGAUUCAGUUCAAUUUCCCAUUUAUUCUCACUUAUGAACGAGAAACUUUUUCAAUAUCAUAGACAGAGAAACAUUCAAUUCCAUCAUGAAUGGGAGGAGGUUCUAUUUCGAAAAAUUCAAUUUCGACUGCUGUUUUGAAGAGUUGAUUAGUACAUGUAAUAUUACAAAUGCUGUAUGCUGAUGAAACAAAUGUGAAAACAACUCGGACAAAAUAUCCACUGAAAAACUAAACAAGGGGUUAAUUUAAUAAUAGUGAGGUCUCUCAUAGUAUCAAAUCAGUUAUAUCAUUUAUCAUAUUUAGUUACAUCACAUAUGUACUUAUUGAAGUUAUUUCGAAUAUAUUUAUAUUGAGUUA